Molecule: messenger RNA, 1630 nt
Organism: Neodiprion fabricii
Lineage: Eukaryota; Metazoa; Arthropoda; Insecta; Hymenoptera; Diprionidae
Exons: 4
Coding region: 649-1080 (143 amino acids)
Source: RefSeq, a predicted model, not a curated record
UACGUGGGAGACGCCGUUCCUUGUGCAUCGUUGCGUAGGAGAGCCGAGAGUUUGGCGCAGAGUCGAAUUGCCAGUCGGGCCGGCACCCGCGACGACGCGACGAGUUUCUUUACCCGGGAGUCGUCGAUUCCUACGAGUCAACUUCCAAGACAGGGUCCAAAGUCAGAGGCUGUCGUGCUUUCGGUCGGCGAUUCCCGAUAUCACCCCCCUCGCUCCUCCUAACCCUCCCAUCAUCCCCCCACCCACAUCCGUCCUCCUCGGUUCGACAUAAAAGAGACAUAAAUUUUCACAACCAACGUUACUUGAACGUACGUCUGCGACGACGACCUACGCCAACCCUACCGCCAGUCUGUCGGCGCACGUUGCCUCCGAUUCUUUUACCGAAACGCACAAGCAUAUUCGCAGGGUUAGCGAUUCGCGUUCAAGACAGAUUUCUGUAGGUACUUUAAAAAUUAUCGCGCCGCGCUCUCGCGUCCUUCAGGAUAAUUUUCUUAAACUUCCAAGACGCGCGUUUGUCUCGUCCUCAGAUGGUCAAAGGUUGACUUCAUUUUUCGUCGUUUCGCAAAAACAAAACAAAAUAAAACGAGCAAACAGAAUCUGUAUAAAAUCUUCGCAAGACCGCGCUUGUCCUUUUCUCUAAACUUGACGAUGCAGACUAGCAAUCAACCGCAGACGAUGCCGUCUCUACUUAUCGCUCGAGGAUCGCUACCAGACAUCGCCGUAACCAUGGUUUCAGGCAGAGAGAUCCACGGGGCCUUCAGUUUGAUCGUGGACGACGUCGACUCGACGGAUUCCCUGCGGUGUAACUCGAUCGUCGGCGAGAGCCAGGAGGUCGAGGGCUCGUCAGCGGGGAGCAGCUCGCAAACCUCGUCGUCGCACACCCCGUUGGACAGCCCGGGUGGACCGCGAGAGAGAAUAAAGCAGAUCCAGGUUGAGGCGGAGACGCGGCGGGGUGAAUUCGCGAGGCUCCUCGAGGAGCACGCCCAGGUUGUCAGGAAGCUCAAGAUGAUGGAAGCCGAGGAACAGCUGAACAGCUCCUCCUCGAACGGAAACGUCCUCGGCGCGGCGACGCAGGCGUGAUCUCCAAGGAUCAUCGUCUGUCGAAUGUAUGGAGAAAAACAUGUCUUACGCGAUUUUACCCACCGAGAUAUGUAUGCAUGUAUGUAUGUAUGUAUGUAUGUAUGUAUGUAUGUACGCACACACACACGCCGUUUGUGAGCCGUAGUGUUGCUUGAUUCGAAUGCAAAUACCAAUCCCAGUGCACUCGAAGCAAGCGUAUAAUAAUACCUGUUACUACGUGUAUGUAUAUACCUAUAUAACGGAUGUAUACCCUGCUGAAAAGUAAUGCAGAAUUUAGAGCUAGAUCAGCGUUCCCGGUUUCGUCAAUAACGUAGACAUGUCGGGGUACUUUUCUUUACUGCUUUUUUCUCUCAAUUUCUUUCCGUCCCUUUUUUUCUUAACCCCUUACCGCAUACGAAGCCGUAUUUGGCUGUUUGGCUGCUUGAAGUGUCCAGUCUUUUUUUUUUUCAAAAACAACUUUGAAUACUAUGUGUACAUUUCUUCGUGCAACGGAAUGUAUUCUUUUUGUUGUCUAUGGUAAGCGCGUACUGUUAAACUAUUUGAGUAAAUG